AACCGCAUCAGCUCGCAAAUCGAACACGUACUCGCUCGGGAUCAUAACAAAAGCGGUCCAGAAAAAAAACGUCUGUAGAAGUGAAAUUACCCCAAAAAGGUGACGAAAUCUUGAAAAGUGCAAAGUUAUUUCAAUUAGUUUUUACGGUUAGAAGUGCAAACUCUUUUUAGCUAGUGAUUUGACCGAAAAGAAAAGCCAGAAUCGCCUCAAAAUGAGCGACAUACAGACUUGGUACAAACAGGUACCGAUGUUUACUCGGCUGUGGCUUUCGGCCACGGUUGGAAUCAGUUUACUUUCCCGCUUCGGAAUCCUCCCGCCCCAGUAUUUGAUUCUACAGUCGUACCCGCUCUUCAAGCAGCUGCAGCUAUGGCGACCGAUGACUGCAGUAUUCUUCUACCCGCUGAAUCCGGCCACCGGAUUUCAUUUUAUGUUGAACUGCUUCUUCCUGUACAACUACUCGCUCCGGCUGGAGACGGAACAGUUCAAACAGAAACCUGGGGACUACUUUUACAUGCUGUUCUUCAAUUGGUUCCUCUGCGUGUUGAUUGGUCUGUUGAUUGACCUUCCGAUCUUGAUGGAUCCCAUGGUGUUAUCUGUGUUGUACGUUUGGUGCAAACUGAACAAGGACGUUAUCGUGAAUUUCUGGUUCGGCACCCGGUUUAAGGCAAUGUACUUGCCAUGGGUUCUGCUGGGAAUGAAUUUGAUUCUGUCUUCUGGAAGCAUCUUCUCCAUCGUUGGUAUCCUUGUGGGGCAUGCCUACUAUUUCUUGAAAUUCAUUUAUCCACAGGAACUGGGAGGUCCCAGCCUGAUCGAGACGCCAAUGUUCGUUAAACGCUAUUUCCCGGAUGUGUCCGGAGGAGUGCACGGUUUCGGAGUUCCGCCAGUGGGCCAACGAGUGAAUCAACAACAACAGCAAGGCAAUGGUUUCGGAUUGCGACAUGCAUGGGGCCGUGGCCAUGUCUUGGGUCGCGAUUAAAGGGUAAGUCUGGGGGCAUUCGAAUUUUGUAAAUAAAUGCCAACAAGUAGCUUUCUACCCAUCAUCAUCCAAUCGAACUAUAGAUUUAACGUAGCUUUUCUCUCGUCGGAAUGUAGGUGUUAGUUAUGUAUUUUUUAUGUGAAUCAAAGCGAUGGGGUUCAUUCUGAAUGGCAUUUGGUGUUGACAUUGGGUAUCAAGUUUAUAUAGGGUCAUUUGAUGGCACAAUGGUUGUUAAUUUUCAACUAUUUGAAUGUAGUUUAUAGUGUAGGAAAAGGACCUAAAUUUCAUCGUCGAUUGUUUUCCUUAGAGAAAAUCAGUUAUAAGCAAAUCUUAUCGCAUUUGUUCACUUUGAUUCUUAAAUGAGGAUAAUAGCCUCAUGAAUUAAAAGGAAAGAAAAAAAACAAUCGACGAUGUUAGUUAAGCCUUAUUUUCGUAUCCAUAUUGAAGAAAAAACUUGGUCAAAAUAGAACGAAAACAUUUUUUUGCUAUUUUUUUUGGUGUCAUAUGGAAUGCUCCCCUAAGCUACAAAACUAGAGUAACUCAGGAGACGAAGACAUUCUGGAUUAAUCAUCUAAAGUAAAAUCAAUGUGCAAUCCGCUGA
Aedes aegypti (yellow fever mosquito) is the source of this 1577-nucleotide messenger RNA. RefSeq names its product derlin-1 (gene Der-1). Gene Ontology annotation, molecular function: misfolded protein binding; ubiquitin-specific protease binding. Gene Ontology annotation, biological process: endoplasmic reticulum unfolded protein response. NCBI's taxonomy places the organism in Eukaryota, Metazoa, Arthropoda, Insecta, Diptera, Culicidae. The transcript has 5 exons. Gene Ontology annotation, cellular component: endoplasmic reticulum membrane; Hrd1p ubiquitin ligase ERAD-L complex. The record is from RefSeq and is a predicted model, not a curated record. The coding region runs from base 212 to 976 and encodes 254 amino acids.